Molecule: messenger RNA, 696 nt
Organism: Phaeodactylum tricornutum CCAP 1055/1
Lineage: Eukaryota; Bacillariophyta; Bacillariophyceae; Surirellales; Neidiaceae
Exons: 2
Coding region: 1-696 (231 amino acids)
Source: RefSeq, a predicted model, not a curated record
AUGCGAUACAUUGGAACCAGCGCCAUAUACGUAGCGGCUUUUACAGCUGCUGAGACUGCCCAACAGCACACCUCGGCCAUAUCCCAAACAGCCAAUGCUUGGAAUCUUCAACGAGACCUCCAAAGUAACGACUCGACUUUUGACGACAUCUGCAAUUACUACAAGGAGACUCGCUUUGACUUUGACUGCGCCUGUGACGUGCGAGGUCGUUCCAUAGCAUGCGUAUCCGAGCUCGAAUGCGAUCAACGCACCAUGACGUGUGCGACUUUUAGUACAGUUAUCGCUUUUGCUGCAGAGGAAUGGAAUGUAAAGCGGACUGAGGUAUGUGUAGACUACUCCGACCUCAAUAGUGAGGAAGACUCGUUCCUAAUGAAUGACGGAUGCAUUUUGAUCGAGGCAGAGAGUGGUCUUCUGAGACCAGAAUCUUGCUUCAUGUUUUUCAAUGCCGAUCCCUUUGAACAAUCAGUCUGCACCUCCUGUACACUGUGCGAGGAUAAAGGAGGAGGGAUUUCGUUCGACAUUGACUGCUCAAACGUCGAACCGCUGGCUUCCACGAAUGGCUGUCAAUAUAUGGACACGGAACGUCGAUUCUUUCCCGGCUUUAAUGACAUUACGGUAUCAACAAGUGGCUGCAAAACUUUAUUUACAUUCCUGUCAAUUGGGUUGCCACUUGUGGGUCUUCUGGGGAGUAUGUAA